Lepisosteus oculatus (spotted gar) is the source of this 4031-nucleotide messenger RNA. RefSeq names its product proton myo-inositol cotransporter (gene slc2a13a). Lineage: Eukaryota; Metazoa; Chordata; Actinopteri; Semionotiformes; Lepisosteidae. Gene Ontology annotation, molecular function: myo-inositol:proton symporter activity. Gene Ontology annotation, cellular component: apical plasma membrane. The record is from RefSeq and is a predicted model, not a curated record. Gene Ontology annotation, biological process: myo-inositol transport; transmembrane transport.
CUCUGCUUUUUCAAUGUUGUUCUUUCAGCAGGGAACUCACUCGUCUGUAUCAGUGAGGAGGGGAUUUGAGUGUAUUGCGCUUGUGCAACUUUAUUUUAGAAGUGAAACUAUCAACAGAUAUAUAGCUACACUUGAAGGUCUUAAAACGGCUUUAAAUAUUAUGAAAGUCGUUUGAUGUUUGUCAACAUUUUAUUGCAAAUCACAUUUCAUUGUCUGAACAUAGUUCUAAGAAUUUGGGUUUUGUAGAUUCCUUAUGUCCCGAAAAUCCAGCGAUAAUGAAUAUAAUCUUAGGAGCUUAAGCAAUCUGAUGGGGGAGAGAAGAAAGAAAGUCAACGACGAUGGAGAGAGGAGUCUCAUCAAGGCUCCCUCCAGCUCCAGUAUCAACAGCCAGGGCUCGACCGCAGCUGCUACGGGGGACUUGGAAAGAGCAGCUCGAAAGCAGUUCCAGCAAGAUGUGACACCUGGAUUCGUGUAUGUCCUGGCGAUCUUCUCUGCUUUGGGAGGCUUCCUCUUUGGCUAUGACACCGGAGUUGUCUCGGGAGCGAUGCUCCUGCUCAAGAAGGAAAUGAAUUUGAGUGCUCUCUGGCAGGAGCUUUUGGUCUCUAGUACUGUCGGCUCGGCGGCUGUGUCUGCUUUGGCUGGCGGAGCUUUGAAUGGGGUAUUCGGGCGCAGAGUGUGCAUCUUGUUGGCUAGCUUCAUUUUCUCCGCCGGGGGAAUAGUGCUAAGCGUUUCCCCAACGAAAGAGAUUCUUCUCGUUGGAAGAGUUGUGGUUGGACUCGGAAUAGGUAUUGCUUCCAUGACAGUACCAGUGUAUAUUGCAGAGGCUGCCCCUCCUCAGCUGAGAGGACAAUUAGUGACCAUCAACACCCUCUUCAUCACUGGUGGACAGUUCAUUGCAAGUGUCAUUGAUGGGGCUUUCAGCUACCUUCCAAAGGAUGGAUGGAGAUACAUGCUGGGUCUUUCAGUUGUCCCAGCAGUGCUGCAGUUCCUCGGGUUUCUGUUUCUUCCUGAAAGUCCACGCUGGCUUAUCCAGAAAGGAAAGACUCAGAAGGCCCGUCGGGUUCUCAGCCAGAUCCGGGGCAAUCAAAACAUAGACGAAGAGUAUGAAAGCAUUAAAAGCAGCAUUGAUGAGGAAGAGAAAGAAGCUGGAGGAGGUGGACUGGUGAUAUGGAGGAUGCUAACCUAUGCCCCUGCUCGAAGAGCUCUCAUUGUAGGUUGUGGAUUACAGAUGUUCCAGCAGCUGUCUGGGAUCAAUACAGUCAUGUACUACAGUGCUACAAUCCUCCAGAUGUCAGGGGUAAAGGAUGAUAAAAUGGCAAUCUGGCUGUCGGCAGUUACUGCCUUCACAAACUUCAUUUUCACUCUGUUUGGCGUUUGGUUAGUGGAAAAAGUAGGCCGUCGAAAGUUGACUUUGGGUAGUUUAACAGGUACCAGCCUGAGUCUUCUGGUCCUGGCAAUUGGAUUUUUACUCUCUGCGCAGCAUUCACCUCCUGUGAUCCUGCACCCAACAGACCCCUCUACUCCCAACUCAACUUGCUCUCAAUAUGGGUUCUGUGACAGCUGUAUGCUGGACCCAGGCUGUGGGUUUUGUUACCAGGAGAACAGUUCCUCCAUUUUUGCCUCUUCCUGUGUUCCUGUCAAUAAAGCCUCCACUGAAGAAGCCGAAUGGGGCAGGUGCUCAAAUGCAACAGUGAUGAAAGAAGGAAUAUUUUGGGCUUACAAUUACUGCCCCACACCCUAUUCCUGGACUGCACUUCUGGGCCUUAUUUUAUACCUGAUGUGUUUUGCACCUGGAAUGGGACCAAUGCCUUGGACAGUGAACUCAGAAAUCUAUCCUCUGUGGGCCAGGAGCACAGGGAAUGCCUGUUCAGCAGGGGUGAAUUGGACGUUUAAUGUGCUGGUGUCGCUGACAUUCCUUCAUGUGGCUCAAUACCUCACCUAUUACGGUGCAUUCUUUCUUUAUUCAGGACUUGCAACUGUAGGAUUUCUCUUUGUCUUUGGUUGCCUUCCAGAGACAAAAGGAAGACGACUAGAGGAAAUUGAAUCAUUAUUUGAAAACCAGUUAUGUACAUGUGGGGCUUCAGAUUCUGAUGAAGUUUCACAAGAUUACGGGUCAGUUAUACACAGAGAGGAGAACACGGGACCUGAAAAUGAAAUUGCAUAUAUUUGUGUAAGUAUUUAAGUGUGUAUUAAAAAACUCUUCAGUACCUGUAUAACAUUGAUGGGUAAAAAAAAUUGUAAUUGAAAACAUUCUUUAAUUCAUUAAACAGCUUUUUUUAAAAAACAAUUAGUAUAGGGAUUCUUCCUUGUCAGUACAAUAUUUACAUUUGCUUCUUACAAAAGUUGUUAUAACUCUAUUUUAGUAUUCAAUUUGGUCUAAAACCCAGUAUGAAAUGCAACCACAUAUACUGUAGCUUUAUAAUUAGGAAGAUUACAAUUCUUUAUGAGGAUUCCCUUUAUAAAUCACAAGAAUUAAUCUUAAUUCAGAGUGAAUAUUCCUUUUUAUGUUGCCUUGUUUAAAUCAUAAUUGGAUAUGCUUUCAUGCUACACACUAUGUCUUACCAUCAUCAGUUUAUUUUACAUAUUACAUUUUUUUCCACUUCAGUUGAGAUUUUUUUCAUGUUUUUCAGCUUUAAUAUUUGCAUAAUUGCACCUAACCAAGAAGAUGAGUGAAUUACCAGAAAUAUUAUUCUCCAGACCAGAAGCAGAGGGUAUUUUUGUACACAACAUAUUUUAUUUUAUCUUACUUUUAAUUUCAGGUAAAAUGUUUACAGUUGUUGCAUAUGAAAUGUCAUACCAAUUUUCUUUUAAUAAAAAGGUAGUUGUACAUUUUUUGGAGCUUUUUUUGUCUUCCUCUGUAGCCUUGUGUACAAAUAAAUUGCAUAUCUUACCUUAAAUGGCAGAGUGGGAUAAAUGUGUUAUACUGUAAAUGUAAAAAAUAAUGUACUUUGAAAAUGUUUUAAUACAUGGUAGUAAACACAAAUGGUCUAUUUUAGGUGGUAUAAUAAUGUAAACACACCUCUAUAGCCAGUCAUCCAUAGUUUAGAGUCCAGCUGACUGUAGUCAGUUUUUGAGGUGAUUGAAAACAAGUUGUGCGUUAUCUGUGACAACAGCAAAUGACUUCUAACAGUAUCAAGAGUCUCUUCAGUAGUGUACGUUUCUACUUUAACAUCACUGCUAUUUAAAGUAAUACAAGUUAAUACUGUUUUGUGACAAAUUAUAUGUUUACCCAAGACCUGAUGUAUUACAUGUUUUGUCAAGAUUUCUGUUUAAUACUAUAAUUCAGUCUAGAAACUGUAAAAUUGCAGAACUGUUUAAUGAUGAUUUUGAAAUAUGUUGUAUACUUCAUUUUUAAAGUUAAUGUAGGCUUGGUUAUGGGGGAUUCACUUCAUGUUCAUUAACUGUAUUUGCAAAAGAAAAUUCUGCUGUGGGUUGUCUAGUUACAGGAAAAUUAAAAAAUUAUUAAGGAAAAAUAAUGUUUUGAUUCAUGAAAAAAAAUAAUAUAUUUGUUAUCACACCAAACCAGGUAGUAUUGCAUCAGUUUUUCUUUCCACAAAUCAGAUAAGCUUUAUUAAUAGGUCUUUUAAUGUGCAAAACAUUAUCACCUAUUAAGACAACAUACCUGUACAAAUUAAAAUGUUGAGUUUAUCUGAUAUGACAUGUCGUAUGUCAAAUUUAUUUUCUUUAAAUUCAACAUAAAAUUAGUAUUUAUAUCUGGUAUUUGACUGCAGUGUUGCUAAACAUAACACUUCCAGCUCUUGGCAAGCCAGGUUUUAUUCUUUGUCUUUGCUUUAACCACCAGGCAGGGCCUCUUGAGUAAUUUAUAGUGGAUAGGUGCAAUUUUCCUAUGUGAAACAAUCGUAAUUGAUAAAAAAAAAUGUUUAUACAGUUUAUGAAAUAUAAGAGUGGAACAAUACUUAUGAAUUUCGUGCUGUAUAGUUUAAUUGGUUAUUGUUGCUGUAAAAUGUUUUAUUAGAGUUUAUCUUUAUAUAAAUCUACAUAUAUUCAUGAACUUUUAUCACUGUAAAUGG